UUUAGGCAACCGCUCUACUUUAUUGUACCACCAGCCUGUGGAAUGUGCGGAGGGAGACGGCGCAGUGAUGCGGCUGACGAAUUUUUUCAGCGUGUCUGGGUUCUCCAAGGAGGAUACAAGUGUAUCUUUAGCCCCACCUGGUGGCCAACACAGAAUUGUGCAGACAACAUGGCGGCCCCCGUGAGGACAUUGUGCUGUUCAGUGUUGAGGCUCUCCAGCAGGCAGUUCAGCACGACGUGCCGCGUACAGGCUGGACUCAAAUGGAGGAAAGAGCACGGACUUGGCCGAAGCGGCUCAGAAUAUGGCCCCCUGACAGAUCUGCCUGAUUGGUCAUUUGCAGACGGUAGACCAGCACCUCCAAUGAAGGGACAGCUCAGAAGGAAACAAGAGAGAGAAGUUUUAGCUAGACGCAUCGUGAUGCUGAACGCGGAGGUGGACAGAGGAAUGGAGGUGUGGAGGGAAAAACAGGAAGAGGCCAAAAUAAUGGAGGAGCACAAAAAGUCCCUUUUACUCAAACCUAAAGGGAAACUACUAUUGAAGAAAAAAUCUCAAAGCUAGAAACAAGUUGCAGUGUCCUUAUUCUGAAUAUGUUGAUAGUCAACCUAUUGAGUAUAUUUAUCAGGAUUUGUGCGUUUUCUUCAGCUUUACAAUUCGUGUUUUUUCCUACUGUUCAUGGAUUUCUGCAAUAAAUGUUUGUUCCGUUUAUACUUCA
This is a messenger RNA of Scatophagus argus, 712 nucleotides long. RefSeq names its product mitochondrial ribosomal protein L52 (gene mrpl52). Gene Ontology annotation, molecular function: structural constituent of ribosome. The transcript has 6 exons. The record is from RefSeq and is a predicted model, not a curated record. Gene Ontology annotation, cellular component: mitochondrial large ribosomal subunit. Gene Ontology annotation, biological process: mitochondrial translation. Lineage: Eukaryota; Metazoa; Chordata; Actinopteri; Scatophagidae. Bases 43 to 558 code for a protein of 171 amino acids.